Molecule: messenger RNA, 414 nt
Organism: Fraxinus pennsylvanica
Lineage: Eukaryota; Viridiplantae; Streptophyta; Magnoliopsida; Lamiales; Oleaceae
Source: the annotation of a GenBank genome assembly
AUGCUGCUGCUCAACAAUAUGCAGAACAAGUUGUUGAAUCGCACCACUCUUAAAGAAAACAUCAGAGCACUGAAAAAAGAGUUCAAGAUAUACAGAUGGAACCCUGAUAAUCCAUACCAGAAGCCAGAUCUUCAAUCCUACUUUGUAGAUCUUUCCACUUGUGGGCCCAUGGUUCUUGAUGCAUUGCAAAAGAUAAAGGCAGAGGAUGAUUCAAGUGAAUACAAGCAGACUCCCGCUGAAAGAAAGAGACUAGAUGGUCUAUAUGAGUGCAUACUAUGUGCUUGUUGCAGUACUUCAUGCCCUUCUUAUUGGUGGAACCCUGAACAGAUUCUUGGACCAGCAGCAUUACUUCAUGGUACCGUUGGAUUGCAGACAGUCGAGAUGAUUUUGCAGAAGAACGGCUACAAGCAUUGA